AUGACUACUUAAGAACCCGAACACUUUGCAUUCGAAGCCGACAUCUAACAAUUAAUGGGCUUAAUAAUUAACACUUUCUAUACUAACAAAGAGAUAUUUUUACGAGAAUUAAUAUCAAAUUGCUCUGAUGCAUUAGACAAAAUUCGCUACAAAUCAAUAACUGACUCCGAAAAUGCCCGUCUUGACCUUGAACCGAAUUUUCGUAUUCGAAUAAUCCCUGAUAAAUAAAACAACACCUUAACAAUUUGGGACACCGGAAUCGGUAUGACGAAAAAAGAACUAAUCAACAACCUUGGUACAAUUGCUAAAUCAGGUACAAAAGCAUUUAUGGAAGCUCUAUCUUCAGGUGCUGAUAUAUCUAUGAUUGGAUAAUUUGGUGUAGGAUUCUAUUCUGCAUAUUUAGUAGCUGAAAAAGUCGAAGUGAUUUCCAAAUCAAAUGAAGAUGAACAUUAAUGGAGAUGGGAAUCUUCCGCUGGUGGUACUUUUGCUGUAGUUUGUGAUGAUUAAAACCCUGAGAAACUAACUAGAGGGACUAAGAUAAUUUUAUAUAUGAAAAAUGACAAUUUAGAAUUUUUGGAAGAACGAAGAAUUAAAGAUUUAAUAAAAAAACAUUCAGAAUUUAUCUCGUUCCCAAUAGAACUUUAUGUCGAAAAAACUGAAGAAAAGGAAAUUUCUGAAGAUGAGGAUGAAACAGGAAAAGAAACCGAAAAAAAAGGUGAUGAUAAUGAGCCUUAAAUAUAGGAAGAAAAAGAUGAAAAAAAACCUAAAAAAAGAAAAAAGUAAAACAAAUACACAGCGAAUUUGAAGAAUAAAAUAAAAAUAAACCUUUAUGGAUGA
Molecule: messenger RNA, 837 nt
Organism: Ichthyophthirius multifiliis
Lineage: Eukaryota; Ciliophora; Oligohymenophorea; Hymenostomatida
Exons: 1
Biological process (GO): protein folding; protein stabilization; cellular response to heat
Cellular component (GO): plasma membrane; protein-containing complex; perinuclear region of cytoplasm
Molecular function (GO): ATP hydrolysis activity; ATP binding; ATP-dependent protein folding chaperone
Source: RefSeq, a predicted model, not a curated record